UCUUGAUAAGAGAUUGAUUUACAAACAAGGAAAACAAAAAUUAAAUAAAAUUAAUAUAAAAUGCAAUUAACAUCCUAGAAAGUUAUUUUCUUUUAUAUGUUUGAUUAAAUAUAAAUAAUUAAAAUAUAUUAGCAUUUCGACAAUAAAUAAUUAAUAUUGCAUAAUUAAAUAAAUAAAUAAUUUAAAAUUUUCAAAUAUUUGGUGUAACAUGACUACUGAACAAGACACAGACAAUAAUAAUCUUGUAUCUCGUGAUAAGAUUAUAAAUGCUGCAGUGUCAUUUCUUCGUAAUGAAAAAAUAAUUGAUACACCUUAUAAAAAAAAAGAGCAAUUUUUAAAAAGUAAAGGUUUAACUGAUGAAGAAAUAAAACAAGCAUUUGCAAUAGCAAAUGUUGAAAUAGCUAAUAUGAAUAAAAAUAAAUUUACAAGUAUUUCAAUACCAAAUAAUUAUCAAAAUACAUAUCCAUCAUUUUAUCAUCAUGAAAUUUAUCAACCAACAAUUUUACAUAAAAUAAGAUUAUAUUUUAAUACUGCUGCAUUUGUUGGAACAACAUUUUAUUGUGUUUAUUGGUUUUACAAGAAAUUCAUUGAACCACUAUUAUUUGGACGUAAAAAAGUUGAAACAAUAAAUGAUAAAGUUAUUCAACUUGAUAAAAAUGUAAAAACAUCAGUUAAAGAAAUUAAAGAUUCAGUUGUUAAAAUUGAAUCAUCAGUUAAAAAAUUAUUAACAAAUGUACCAACAGAUCCAACAGUACAACAUUUAAUAAGAGAAUUAAAACAAGAUCUUGCAAGUUUAAAAGGUCUUUUAUUAUCAAGAAAACAAUUUCCAAGUGCACCAGCAUCAAUACCAGCUUGGCAAAUUGAAGCUGGUGUACAAAAUCGUGAAAAAUCACGUGAACGUGAAGAUGAUGCUGGAAGUGGAAGUAGUACUAAUAAUUCAGAUAGUUCAUUAGAAAUGAUACGUGAAGAUCCACCAAAAUAAUUUAUAACAAAAUAAUAUUAUUAUAAAACUCAGGUGUUUUUUAAAUUAAUAUUUUUUUUUGACAUUUGAUUUUACUGCUUGGUUUUCUUGGUCAUAGCAAUUUUAUUAAAAUUUAUUUAUUAUUAAUUAACUUGCAAUUACUUGUCGUAUAUUGCGAAAUUUAAUUUUCAUGUUUUUUUUAAAUUUUUUAACAAUUUA
Messenger RNA from Aphidius gifuensis, 1180 nucleotides. RefSeq names its product peroxisomal membrane protein PEX14 (gene Pex14). The transcript is spliced from 3 exons. Lineage: Eukaryota; Metazoa; Arthropoda; Insecta; Hymenoptera; Braconidae. Gene Ontology annotation, molecular function: signaling receptor binding. Gene Ontology annotation, cellular component: peroxisomal membrane; peroxisomal importomer complex. The record is from RefSeq and is a predicted model, not a curated record. Gene Ontology annotation, biological process: protein import into peroxisome matrix, docking. Bases 209 to 982 code for a protein of 257 amino acids.